Messenger RNA from Ochotona curzoniae (black-lipped pika), 4976 nucleotides. Its product is annotated as polypeptide N-acetylgalactosaminyltransferase 4-like. Gene Ontology annotation, cellular component: Golgi apparatus. The record is from RefSeq and is a predicted model, not a curated record. Lineage: Eukaryota; Metazoa; Chordata; Mammalia; Lagomorpha; Ochotonidae.
GGAGGCGGCCCCGGGGUGUGGGCUGGAGAGUUUGUGGAAAGUUCUGAGGCGAGCAGGAGGAAGUGGGCGUCGAGGCGUCCCAGGGGUCGCCGGGCGCCUCCGCGGAGCCCCGGGGGCGAGCCGUAGGGUCCGAGCGGGCGGGCGGGCGGCCGCAUGAGGGCCGGGAGCUGCACCUGCGGCGGGAGCUGAGCGGCCCUUCCGCCCGGCGAGGGGGGCGAGGUGGCCGCGGCUGCUCCCCGGGCCAUGAGGAUCCGGAUGGCCGUGAGGUGGACCUGGGCCGGCAAGAGCUGCCUGCUGCUGGCGCUGCUCACGGCGGCCUACCUGCUCGUGGAGCUCUCGGUGUCGGUGUCGCAGUCGUCGCCGGGCGCCGGCGGGGCCGCCGAGGGGCAGGCGGCCCGACGGCCGGCGGCUGGGAGGGACGGCGGCCGGGAGGAGGAUCUGUCCCGGCCGCUGUACGAGAAGCCCCCCGCCGACCCGCAGGCGCUGGGCGAGUGGGGCCGGGCCGGCAGGCUGCAGCUGAGCGAGGGAGAACGGAAGCAGCAAGAAGAACUCAUCGAGAGAUACGCCAUCAAUAUUUACCUCAGUGACAGGAUCUCCCUGCACCGCCACAUCGAGGAUAAACGCAUGUACGAGUGUAAAUCCAAGAAGUUCGACUACAGGAGCCUUCCCACCACCUCGGUCAUCAUCGCCUUCUACAACGAAGCCUGGUCCACCUUGCUCCGCACCAUCCACAGUGUUCUCGAAACUUCGCCCGCAGUCCUCCUGAAGGAGAUCAUCCUGGUGGACGACUUGAGCGACAGAGUUUAUCUGAAGGCACAGCUGGAAUCGUACGUCAGCAAUCUGGAGAGAGUGCGCCUGAUUAGGACCAGAAAGCGCGAGGGGCUGGUGAGGGCCCGCCUCAUCGGGGCCACCUUUGCCACGGGCGACGUCCUCACCUUCCUGGACUGCCACUGUGAGUGUAAUUCCGGGUGGCUGGAGCCCCUCUUGGAAAGGAUCGGGGAAGAUGAGACGGCCAUUGUCUGCCCUGUGAUCGACACCAUUGAUUGGAAUACGUUUGAAUUCUAUAUGCAGACGGGCGAGCCCAUGAUCGGUGGCUUUGACUGGCGCCUGACGUUCCAGUGGCAGUCUGUCCCCAAACAGGAGAGGGAGAGGCGCAGGUCGAGAACUGACCCCAUCCGGUCUCCCACCAUGGCCGGGGGGCUGUUUGCUGUGAGCAAGAAGUAUUUCCAGUACCUAGGAACCUACGACACUGGAAUGGAGGUGUGGGGCGGUGAGAACCUGGAGCUGUCUUUCAGGGUGUGGCAGUGCGGUGGGAAACUGGAGAUCCACCCGUGUUCUCACGUGGGCCACGUGUUCCCCAAGCGGGCACCUUACGCCCGCCCCAACUUCCUGCAGAACACGGCUCGGGCAGCCGAAGUGUGGAUGGACGGGUACAAGGAGCACUUCUACAACCGAAACCCUCCGGCCAGAAAGGAAGAUUACGGGGACAUCUCCGACCGAAAAUUACUCCGGGAGCGCCUGAAAUGCAAGAGCUUCGACUGGUAUCUGAAGAACGUGUUUUCCAAUUUACACGUUCCGGAGGACCGGCCCGGCUGGCACGGGGCUAUCCGUAGCAAGGGCAUCUCUUCGGAGUGCCUAGAUUACAAUUCCCCGGAUAACAAUCCCACGGGGGCUAACCUUUCGCUCUUUGGGUGCCAUGGCCAAGGAGGGAACCAAUUCUUCGAAUACACUUCGAACAAAGAGAUAAGGUUUAAUUCUGUGACGGAGUUGUGUGCGGUGGUUCCUGAGAAAAAAGAUAACGUAGGAAUGCAAAAUUGCCCAAAAGAUGGGUUCCCUAUUCCAAAAAACAUUAUUUGGCAUUUUCAAGAAGACGGGACCAUUUUCCACCCACACUCGGGCCUGUGCCUGAGUGCGUACCGGACACCCGAGGGCCGCCCUGACGUGCGCAUGAGAGCUUGCGAUGCUUUAGAUCCAAAUCAGCUCUGGAGCUUUGAGAAAUAAAGGAGUCCAACAGCACUUUCCCUUGUGAGCUGAGCAUGGCUUCCGGAAAGCCGGGGAGCGUUGAGAGCCUUAGUGAAGAUUGUCUUUUAUCCAAAGUCACCCAGUGGCCAUCUGGAGAGCGCCGUGUAGCUGUGGUGUGUUUUGGUGUAUGCCACUGAAACCCUUGCAUAGAGUGCUGCUGUUUAAUAUUUCAAAGUGCCUUAUGGGGGUGUUCUAUUUAGGCGUUUUGUUAGUAUGUUCUCUUACUUCUUAAAGAAGUCAACUGUGAAUUGAGAUAUAUGACAGUUAAGUGCCAGACUUAAUAUUACAGAAUGUAAAAGUCCAAAUCAAAUGAGAUAUGGUUUAUAUUCAUGGGUAAACUCACUGCACUUUUUUUUUGAAGCAAAGUGCCCAAAUGUGCAGUUUAAACUAUUCUAUUUUGAUGACAUAGGAUUUGAGUUUCUUUUAGCCAGCACAUUAAAUUUUUUAUUUAUUUUUAAAUCUUAUUUUCCUUUAAUUAGGUAGAAAGUAAAAAAAGAAAAAAAAAAACAAAACAAAACACAAAAAACCAAAAAAAUCAGGUUCUUAAGGUGAAAGGCCUGAAUUAUUGCUGUGUUUCAUUGCAGGAGGGCAUUGGUUUGAAUGUGAGUUUGGAGUUCUUUUUCACAUACAGAUGUCUCUGAAGAACUACCCACAUCUGAAUGAAGUUGGGGAAGACAUAACAUUCCCGCCUUUGUCAACUUGAGCUGUUUUACUUACCUGGUCUUACUGACGUACAUGGAUACCUCAGGGUGCUUUGUAAGCAGUCCUGCUUGCUUUGUGUGUAGGGCAUUUCCGUUUGCACUUCCUUAAGUUAUGAAUAUCCUAGCCGGGGACUCACCGGAACUCAGUGCCUCCCUUUGUUAAUGCUUAAUCAAUUUAAGUCAGCACAGUUGAGGCUUCACUGAAAUGUGUGAAACUGAAAGUGGGCCACAUACUACAAAGGCUAUGAAACUCCCAGGAGUUCUUGCUGAUCAAGAAAUGUCAGGAUUGAUCUCAAGAAUGCCAGGGGGAAAGUCAGCCUUGGUAGUGGGGAACCCGCUUUCAGGCUUGCUUUUAGCACUUCCCAGCCUGGCGAGUGAAUGAAAGACUAAAUGGGUAGCUAGGUCAGCCAAGGAAUGCAGCUUGGGCUGUCAUUGGAAAUGCUUGGGCCACAGCUUCCUUAUCGUGAAAUGUGGGUGCUGGGUUAGAUCUGGGAGGUCCUUCCCAGCUCUGGAGGGGGAUCACCUCCACGCACUGGGUGGUCUUCCCUGCACUUUCUGUGGCAGGUGCUGUUGAGCAGCUCAGCAGCGUGUUUCAACAGUGGUAAAUCUGGAAAAGAGAAGUGGUUGGAAAGUUCAGUGAGCUGACCUCACCUCACAUGUUAUUUCUAUGGGUGGAAAGUAUUUUAUUCACAGUGCUUUCAUUUUGACAGUUGUUGAGCCAACUUUUACUUCAAAAUGUUGAACUCUACAAGUAAUCUUUUGACUAAGAAUAUAAAUAUUUUCUAAACUCAUUAACUUGAGAAGCAAACCUUUGUUAAUUUUUUAAGCUAGUAUAAUACCAAUGUUUUAAUCCAGAAAUGAGAGGGUUAUAAUAAAAUCUCAAUUUUUGGUUUAGAUUUAUGAAAAAUACAUGUUCAAAGGAAAUAAAUCUGUUAGUCAUAAGAAAAGCUAUUUACAUGUUGAUUUGAUGAGUAAGAACUUUACAAAACUCUGAAUUUAAUGGCUUAGGAUUACCAUUCACAAUAUAAAGUUGCUAUAUAAUCUUAAAUAUUUUGCUUCUUGAAAUGAAAAGCUGUUGAUGGUUUCUACAAGUUGUUCAGCAGCCUUAAAGUUUAUCAAACAAUAAUCCAGAUUCCAUGUGUACUCUUUUUUUGACUCCUGGAUUUAAUUUUUUAAAGAAUUAAUAAUCUGUGAAUUUUUCUAGGGAUAUCUUCCUUACCUAUCUUUUCCUCUUGGCUACUCUACUUUAAAAUUUGUCUCAUUUCUAUUGACACAUGGUUUUUCUGUUUCAAUCAAUUUUUUGAAGUCCUUCCUAGCCCUGUGUCAUAUGGGAGAAGUAAAACUGUUCUAGAAAUACUUACUGGAAAUACUCUUGUUUUUAUAUCAUGACAGUUCCCAAAAGGGAAGCGAGGCUUUUAAAACUCCUUAAUUCUUGAUCUGCCGUUUGUCCUGUCUUGGUGAGUAUGCGUCAGCAGUCUUCUUGAAAGAAGUUUUGGGCUGCUGCUUUACUUAUCCAUAAUUUAGAAUGGUGAGGUUGCUGAUAUCUCACAGCCAUGUUCCUAACACAGAGGCUGUCUUGACAUUUUUAUUGGAACAUAGGCACAUUAAUUUCUAGAGAUAACUGUAAUUCUAUAAAAUAUAUUUUGAGUCCUUCCAAUAUUUUUUGUACCAAAGCUCUCUUUUGCUAUAGACAAUUAAGAGUUGACCAUUUAAGUUAGUUUACAUUCUUACUCACAGUUUCAGGAAAAUAUUUCUUGGGGACAGGAGUUUCUCAAUUUUAAAUAUCCACUAUGUUGUAUAGUACUCAGUCAAGUCUAUAAGUAGACUGAACAAAUAGGCAUUUUUCAUAGUCAAUGUUUAAAAACAUAAUCCAGUCACCAGAAGGAUCUCUGUAACUCAAAGUAACUUAUUUGUAAAAGAAAGUUUGUUUGUUCAACAGUAGGUGCCCGCAUAUUCACAAAAUGUAAAUCAGGCUUUUCUCGAUUGAAGACAGGAAUUGUUUUUAGAUUUUAUAGUCUUACUUGAUUAAGAUCUUGAUUUUCAUUAAUAAAAUUUUUAGUUUUUACUUGUUCUUUUGAAUUACUGUUUUAAGAAAAUAUCUGAAAUAAGCACAAAGAAUGUUGAAGUUCAUAUCUCUUUGAAUGAUGAAUUUUUUUCUGUGUAAUGAGCAGUUUCUAUCUUUUUUCCUUUUGUUAAUGGUAUUUGUAAUGUUGAUUAAGAAUGUAAAAUAAAAUGUCUGCUGAAUUAGUUUUA